Molecule: messenger RNA, 3429 nt
Organism: Setaria italica (foxtail millet)
Lineage: Eukaryota; Viridiplantae; Streptophyta; Magnoliopsida; Poales; Poaceae
Product: phospholipase SGR2
Exons: 22
Coding region: 172-2994 (940 amino acids)
Cellular component (GO): cytoplasm
Molecular function (GO): glycerophospholipase activity; metal ion binding
Source: RefSeq, a predicted model, not a curated record
GCCGGAGGCGGACCUGCCGUUGGGCUUUGGGCUCUUCUGAUUCGCCUCCCGGGCGGCACAUUCCCCCCGUGCCUUCCUUGGGGCCCACCCCACCGCCCUCCUCUCCUCUCUCCCCCGUCUCCGACUCCCUCCUCCACCCUUUUCCCUCGCCGCCGGCGAUCCCGAACCCGGAUGGCGGGGCCGGAAGAGAGCUGGGCGCGGGAGGACGUGCCCGGGGACGCGUCGUCGUCGGGCGCGUCCACGAGCCGCGCGGCUGGAGGCCCAGCGGCGGAGGUGGGCGCGUCGCCGGACUCGCUGCGGAACACGGCGUCCAACAUCCGGCGGCUGGAGGACGCGAUCAAGCACUGCGCGGCGCGCCACAAGUACCUCGCGCGCACCAACAGCCCCUCCGACGGCCAGGAGGUCCGCUGGUACUUCUGCAAGCUCCCCCUCGCCGACAAAGUGCUCUCUUCUUCGGUACCAAGGACGGAGAUAGUUGGGAAAGGAGACUACUUCCGGUUCAGCGAGAGGGACUCUCUGGCACUCGAGGCAUCUUUCUUGGAGAGGGAGGAAGAGCUUCUUGCAUACUGGUGGAAAGAAUACGCCCAAUGCAGUGAAGGACCAAGAGGAUCAUUGGUUCAAAGUGAUGAUUCUGAAUAUCUUUAUAAGGUGGAGGAAGAGCGGGUUGGGGUUCCUGUGAAAGGUGGACUAUUUGAGGUUGAUUUGAUGAGGCGUCAUUGCUUCCCUGUGUACUGGAAUGGGGAAAACAGGCGUGUCUUGAGAGGCCACUGGUUUGCUCGCAAAGGUGGUCUUGAUUGGCUUCCCAUGCGCGAGGAUGUUUCUGAACAACUUGAGUUAGCAUAUAAUUGUCAGGUCUGGCAUCGCCGCAAAUUUCAACCUUCAGGCUUAUUUGCAGCACGGGUUGAUCUUCAAGGAAGUACACCGGAUUUGCAUGCUCUUUUUACUGGAGAGGAUGAUACUUGGGAAGCUUGGCUUGUCUUUGAUACAGGUCCUAAGCUUGGUAGCAACACAAUCAAAUUAAGGCGUGGGUUUCCUCUUUCUGAUCCUGCAAAGUCUUCACAGGAUGAGUUGCGUCAGCGAAAGGAAGAGGAAAUGGAUGAUUAUUGCUCUCAGGUUCCAGUUGGUCAUCUUGUAUUCAUGGUUCAUGGCAUUGGGCAGAGGCUGGAGAAAGCUAAUCUUGUUGAUGAUGUUGUCGAUUUCCGUCGAGUAACUGCUAACCUAGCUGAAAGAUACUUAACUUCUUAUCAAAGAAGCACCCAGAGGGUUCUAUUUAUUCCCUGUCAGUGGAGGAAGGGUUUGAAGCUCAGUGGUGAACAUACUGUUGAGAAACUCACUUUGGAUGGAGUUAAAGGUCUUCGAGUUGCAUUAGGUGCCACAGUUCAUGAUGUUCUAUAUUACAUGAGUCCUAUCUACUGUCAGCAUAUUAUUGACUCGGUCUCAAACCAGUUGAACAAGUUGUACAUGAAAUUUCUGAAGAGAAAUCCUGGUUACAGCGGAAAGGUUUCAUUGUAUGGCCACUCGUUAGGAAGUGUUUUAUCUUAUGAUAUACUUUGUCAUCAAGAAUCCCUUUGGGCCCCAUUUCCAACAGAGUAUCUGAACAUGGAAUACGCAUCUGAUAGAAGUCAAGGAGCAAAAUCAGCCAAUGAAGUUGCUGCACAUGAUUCAGUCACAGAGGAUCAUGGUACUUCUACUCUAAGGCAUUCUUGUGCUGUUAGUGUGAAUGGUGCCGUUGAUGAAGAUAGCACCAGAACUGAUUCUUCACAUAUGGAUGGCGUCCUCCCAUCAUGUGUGCUCGAAAAUUCACCAGACAACGAUGACACAGUUGUGUCACCUGGUGCAGUUGAUGCUGAGCAAAAUGAAGAAGAAAAUAAGGUUGAGAAUCAUCAGACAAUAUAUACUGAGGAAGGGACUACUUCAGUUGUAAGCACAAAAGAUGCUGAAGGAUCUAGCGUUUCAAGAUCUGCUGAGGAAGUCCAUGAAGAGAUCCUUGAAAAGGACAAAUUGAUUGUUUCACUGGAAGAAGAGGUGAAACAUCUUAAAGCUAGACUAGAACAACUCGAACAACAGAAUCAUGUACUGACUAAAAGCAUCAAUGGUGUUGAGCAUCAUGAAGGCAAAAGUGCCAAUCAGGCCAUGAACUCUGUCAAACUUUUCACAGCGCAAGGAAGUACGAAUCAGUCCUAUUCACCACAAAUCAGAUACACGAAACUAAACUUUAAGGUUGACACAUUCUUUGCUGUUGGAUCUCCCUUGGGUGUCUUCCUUUCCCUCCGUAAUGUUCGUAUUGGUAUUGGCAAGGGGCAAGGUUAUUGGCAAGAUGAGAACAUAAUUGAAGAGAUGCCAUGCUGCCGGCAGAUGUUCAACAUUUUUCAUCCUUUUGAUCCUGUAGCAUACAGAGUUGAACCACUUGUAUGUGAAGAUUAUCUAAAGAAGCGCCCUGUCAUUGUGCCCUACCAUAGAGGUGGAAAGAGGAUACAUGUUGGAGUGCAGGAGUUCACAGAAGAUAUUGCUGCACGUUCUCAAGCCAUUGCCCGUCAAUUGAAGUCAUUAAAGGUCAAAGCAGUAGCUGCUAUGCUAGCAUUGAGCAGAAAUGACACAGAAGAGGAUUGUGUGAGUGCUAAUGAGAAAGAAAGAUCAUACGGUUCCAUGAUGAUGGAAAGGUUGACAGGUUCACCGGAUGGUCGAAUUGACCAUGUGCUUCAGGAGAAAACAUUUCAACACUCGUAUCUAUCUGCUCUGGGAGCUCAUACCAAUUACUGGCGCGAUCAUGAUACUGCUCUCUUCAUUCUAAGGCAUUUGUAUCGUGAUAUACCUGAGGAACCUCCAGAAAAUGAGAUUGAAAGGGUGCCUAUUAAGCUAUUUUAUGAAAGGGAUCCAUUUGUUGAAGAAACGCCCCUGACAUUUGCAGAUGAAGCAUUGGUCAAGGAGUUCUCCAGAAAGGUGAGAACUUGCUCAAGAAGAAAGGAGAAUGAUGCCAACUGCGAAACCUCUUGAUGGUGUGCCAUUAUCUGUUAAAGCCAAGUUACAACCUUACCGCCCUCGCCAAGCAUAAGAUCAUGUAGGCAUGGAAUGGAAGAACAGCCCAUGAAAUGGCUAUCCUGAGAGAAGACAAUUCCACUAAACGGUGUAGUUUCACACUUGACAUCAGAAUUUAGGCACUUCCGAGAAUGUUGUACAGAGUGCGUCCGGUCCCUGCUUGGUGCGACUUUGCUCUUUCCAACCCUGAAUGCAAUGCUGUACAUAGGAUCCAGCUGUAGGCUCGGUUGUCUUUCUUGGAUGUAAUGUUGGAGCUGUACAUAUUACAGAAGACAGAUCGACAGGGAUUAGUCUCGAGCGAUGGUUGUAGUUGCUUCUCACGUUACAGAAUAUGGCAGGGAUUAGUGUCAAACGAUGGUUGAAAUGGUCACAAGUCACAGCCGUUCGCUUCUA